AUGCAGGAAGAUGCCGCUGAUAAAACGCAGCAAUUGCAAAAUUUUCAAUCCGACGAUUUGCUGGAGAAGCUGAAGCUGCUCAACUAUGAGAAGCAUCUGCUGAGAGAAUAUAAAUUAAAGCCGCUUUCGCGGUUUUAUUUCGUGAAGGCAACAAAUCCCGGCGAGCAAUUCUUCAUGUUCACGCUGAUCUGCUGGUGGUUGUGCAGAAAGCUGGGUAAGGAAAUGGAGCGGCCACAGGAAUACGAUGAUCCCAAUACGGUUAUAGCAAAGAUAAUGCAAAUACUGGAGGAAAUCGACGUCCCAGUGGAUUUUACUCCCAAUAAGCUAAUACGGGGCGCUGGACCCAUCUGCCUCAUGGUACUGGACGUGCUGGCCACGCAGGCGCUGAAGGUGACGCAAGUGAAUUAUCAACGCCUGCACAUCGCCCAGGAGGAGGAGUUCGUGGGCGACUAUUUGGAGGACAACGCGGAGAUCAUAUUGGAGAAGUUGGAGGAUGAGCAGAAUGCGGGCGCCCUCAGCGACGACAGCGAUCUCGAGCUGGAGGCGCACAAUUUCAAGCAGCUCAACUGGCUCAAUCGCCAGAAGCGCUCAAUGGGCGAACUGCCAGCAGGCACGACGGACGAGCUGAACGCUCGGCUCAGCGAUCAACAGGAGUGGCGCCUGGAGCUGGAGCGCGUGUUGCCGCAGCUGAAGGUGUUCGUCAAGGCCGAUGCCCGCGACUGGCGCACUCACAUCAGCCAAAUGGAGACGCUCAACACGAGCAUCGCCAACGUAGCCGAGACGACGCAGGCGCAGCUCAAGAAACUCCACAGCGAGUUCACCUUCAGCCUGGAGAAGAUCGAGAGCCGGGAGAAGCACUUGAACAACGAGUUCCAGCAGCUCAUCCAGCAGUACAAGGAGCUCUCCAUUGAGCUAUCCACCGUGCAGUACGCUCAGACGCAGCUCCAGGACGAGUCCGAGAAGCAGAUGAAUCAGCUCAGCGAGGUGAUGGCCGAGCAGGAGCUGAAGAAGCAGGAAAUGGAACGACGCGGACAAGUCAUGUCCGAUGGCAGCUCCGUGCAGCAGAUUAAGAAGGCGAUUGUCAAGCUAAAGGAUGACAUUGCCCAAUUGAAUCUGGAGGUGGCAUUGCUGGUGCAUGCCUACGACCAGGAGACAGUGCGUCAAGCGCUCGACCCUACCGACCAGGCAAACAACUGAUAAGCGAGGGAGUCCAUUCGGUAUUUAGCAUACGAAUGCGAUCGACUCGACACGACCCGGGCAUAUUUCACACUUGGCCAUGGGUGUGCUGCUGUUGUUGUUGUUGUUGUUGCUGUUGUUGUUGUUGUUGUUGCGAUGUUGGCCUUGUUUACACCGAUCGAUGGCUAUCGAUGGGGGCAACAACAGCAACAGGGCAGACCACCGGCGUUGCUCCGCCCCGUCGAACGUUGUUUGAUUUGAUUGCUGCAGUGCAGCUGAUAAGCUUUGUAAUUGGUUGCUAAGCCAAUAGGGCGGUCAAUUAUCACCUCUUUGUUAUCUACACUUCACACACACACACACACACACACACACACUCACACUCAAGUAGACGCACGCGUGUCCUGCGCUUGAUCAGAUAAGCAGCCACAUCGCACUUAGAUGAGAGGAUGCCGCUACUACCACAUAACCACGAACCCAACCACGAACCCAACCACGAACCUAACCACGAAACUAACCACGAACCUAACCAAACCAAUCCGAAACCAAAGCAAACCUGAGACGCAACCGCGAAACCGUUUGCUCGCCCGUAGGUGUUGCUCUACCCUCUCCCACUUUCUAUCUCCUUCACUCUCUCCCUCAGUCUCUCUCUCUCUCUCUCUCACUCACUUACUUUCAGCUCGCUGCGCACGCGCAAACGCUUUGUUUGCCCACUUGGCCAGCUUAUCAGCCCAAUUCCUAAUUCCCAAUUGCUCAGGUCCCUGCGAUGCGCAACUUGUUGUGAUUUGCGCUGCGGCUGUGGCCAAAGGUGCUAAAAGGUUUUCCCAAAACACACCAUACAACAACAACAACAGCAACAACAGCUUGGCAACUGCUGCGGACUUUUCUGUGCACGCGCUCAGGGAUUUCCAUCAUCCUUCAAAAUAUAGCCGCAUGUGAAGCCAA
Drosophila arizonae is the source of this 2118-nucleotide messenger RNA. RefSeq names its product intraflagellar transport 57 (gene IFT57). Lineage: Eukaryota; Metazoa; Arthropoda; Insecta; Diptera; Drosophilidae. Gene Ontology annotation, cellular component: Golgi apparatus; cilium; microtubule organizing center. Gene Ontology annotation, biological process: intraciliary transport; non-motile cilium assembly. The record is from RefSeq and is a predicted model, not a curated record.